This is a messenger RNA of Symbiodinium necroappetens, 339 nucleotides long. The record is from the annotation of a GenBank genome assembly. Lineage: Eukaryota; Dinophyceae; Suessiales; Symbiodiniaceae.
GGACGCUCACCGCUCGGGAGCAUCUCACGCUCUUCGCCCGAAUCAAGGGCUUUCCCGAGCCGGAGCUGCCAAAUUACGUCGACUCGCUUUUGGACCAGCUGACGCUGCGGCCCUAUGCCGACAAGCAGGCUUUCUCCUUCUCUGGAGGAACACGCCGCAAGCUGUCUCUGGGCCUGUCCCUCGUCGGCGACCCGCGCUGCGUGUUUCUGGACGAGCCGACCACGGGCGUGGAUCCCGAGUCCAGGAGGUUCAUGUGGAAGCUGAUCUCCAGCACGAUGGUUGGUCGUGCGGUGAUCCUGACCACGCACUCCAUGGAGGAGUGCGAGGCUUUGUGUAACA